GCCCGGCCCGGCUCCCCUAGCGCAUGCUGCCCUCCGCGCAGGCAGCCAUGCGGCCCGUCGGGGUGCUGCUCGCCUUCUGCUGCCUGGUCCCGUGCACUACCGGGGGCCCUUCGCGAGAUUUUUGUUCCCAGAUCCUUAACCCAGAUGUGAAGCCAGGAUUUCCCAAAACAAUAAACCCCCACGACCCAGGAGUCCUCCAAGCAGCCAGACACAGCGUUGAAAGGUUCAACAACUGUACAAAUGACAUCUUCUUGUUCAAGGAGUCCCACAUCAGCAAAGCCCUGGUCCAGAUCGUGAAGGGCCUGAAGUACAUGCUGCACAUGAAGAUUGGCAGAACUUCUUGCAAGAAGACCCAGCACCGUAUUCUAGACAACUGUGACUUCCAGACCAACCAUACCUUAAAAAGGACUUUCAGUUGCUACACGGAAGUUUGGGUCAUCCCCUGGCUCCAGAGGUUCAAGGUGCCCGUUCUCCGCUGUCGCUGACUUCCGCCUCUCAGCAACACUGCACUCCUGCUCUUUACUGCAUGCGGUCACAGCCCCGCCCUGGCUGUCACAGGCCCUGGGACCUUCCGACGCAGUGGCUCACCAGUGAGCCGAAACGGAAGUGCCCGUGGGCUCAUCACAGAGUAGCCAGGGUGGAAGAAUGAUACUGCCCGUGGUUAGAGUAUGUAUUUCGCAUUUUCUUCUAACCUAACUAAUUUUACCGAUGCUCUGAUGGUAAUUAUUCAGGUUCUGGACCUCUGAGCGAGCCCCCUCCGUCCCCUCCCACCUGAUUACCUGGUGGUCCCACAUCCAGCAGUGAAAGCCCAGAGAUCCGUCCCUUUGGCCAAAUAAUGGUUACAGCCCUGGGCAGGGGGACAAGUCCGCUACUGUGCAUCUUGACCUUUUGUGCAUGAAUAAAACUAUGAAUAAAUAUGAAUAAAGAACUGACCAUCUCAAAGCAACACCUGUUGCUUUACCUGUUAAAGGGACAGUCAGGAAGGUGAGGUGAAUGUUGUGAGAGGUCCCUCUCACUGAGUGGUCUGAUGAGUCUAGUGACUUCCAUAAAGCCCCUUGGAGGCUUCUCUGGCCUUUCACUGCCAGCUAAACUAUACUGAAGACCAGAGGAGCUGGAAACAGGCCAGCCUGUGUCCACAUCAUGAACUGGCAGGGCAGACAGCACCCCACUUUGGAGGGCGCUCACCCUCCAGCUGGGCUUUCUUCUGACCAGGAGUCAUACAUCCAAGUUCUUGGUGGACUUGAUAAUUCAUAGGAAACAAAAUCUGCAUUAAAAACGUAUGACAAUUUAGUAUGCAGUUGUAAACUUGAUCACUAUGUACAACCAAAAUGAAUUACCCUUUGGCUUCCUUCAGUGAGGAGAGAUCUUUAAUUUCCAAAUCCUCAUUCAUUUUUGCUGGCUCGCCUCCUUCUGGUCAUUUAAUUCAGGGACAGUGGUGGCAACUAUGCCACAAGAUAAUUUAUUUGAUGAUUCUAAAGGCCACGUUUUCAUCAAGUGUGAUUCUGAAGGCCACCCUUUUCGUCAAGCCUUGCAGUGCUUGGCCACGGACAUGCCCAGGAGCUUACAGACAGAGAUGGGCAUCACUCAGAGAAGACAGGCCCCCAGCCGCCCUGCUCCAGUAGGCCUGGCUUGGAAUGCAGAGCCUCUCGCUUUGGAUUUCCUCCUCUCCAGGCCUCUUCAAACUAUAGAUUAGUAAAAAAUACACUGUUGCCUUUAAAAAAAAUAUGGACUUGGGGCACCUGGGUGGCUCAGUCA
Molecule: messenger RNA, 1755 nt
Organism: Leptonychotes weddellii (Weddell seal)
Lineage: Eukaryota; Metazoa; Chordata; Mammalia; Carnivora; Phocidae
Gene: CST7
Product: cystatin F
Biological process (GO): negative regulation of microglial cell activation; positive regulation of myelination; immune response
Cellular component (GO): endoplasmic reticulum; Golgi apparatus; late endosome
Molecular function (GO): cysteine-type endopeptidase inhibitor activity
Source: RefSeq, a predicted model, not a curated record